CCACCACCACCACCACCACCACCAGUCUCUCUGAUGCCCCACUAUGAUCAAGGUCUUCGGACGGCCGUAUGAAAUAUCGAGCCUCGACACUUUGUUGCGACUCGACGAGUUUAUACAAACCUGGGGGGAGUCUGUGUCCUACCACAGUGCCUCUGACUUUGGCUAGCUCACCUUUGAGGACUCUUGAGGCCACGGCCAGCAUCAAUUUCAAAGCCAAUGUGCCCAAGUAUCUGAUACCAGUCCUCGCUUCUCGUAAGCUACCGAGUAUUAUCAUGUCACCCAAGCCCAUUGUUUCAAACCUCGUUUAGGCAAUGACAGCCCACAUGGUCAGUGGAUUCGGCUUGAUAUUGUCUGGACCUUCCCUUGGACGGCUUGACAAGGCCCUGCCCUGCAAUUGGCUGAGGUCUGUGAGGCCCAACCAUCAAAACGCAUACCCUUCAUAGCAAUCCUACAUUCAGCCUCUCUCGCGAUCCAGCCGACCGCACCUAUUUGACGGCUGUGUUCAGAUCGGGCCUUAUCUCCUCUAGGGAGACGCCGUGUUGCCGAUUCACUUUCUCUUUCAAUACUGUCGGUUCUCAUCUUGGACAUAGUCACACCACUUCUGACUCCCACCCUUUCUUUUCCGAACUUUCCUCACCACUGGUCACAACAUCAUGGUUGCGGGGAAUGGAACCUCUACCAAGGAUGACGUUUCUCAUAUUGAUCAUGUCAGACGUCUGCUUUGUUCCGAUGGUGUCCCUCCAAAGGAGGAUGUCUGUUGUACUAAGCGGACGGCUUCGUCCCUCCUUCCAUUCCAUACGAGUCUCUGGUGAUCAGAAGCAGUUAGCUCCCAAAAGAGGAGAGACUGUUAAUCAAUCAGUCCCAUUUACAAAGCACGCUUCUUCACGUCCAAUCUUGGUUGUUACUGUGGAAAAAGAUCUACCUCUCUCCCCGUGAGGCAAGUUCAAGGCGUACUCGCUUCCAUGGCCCCCAAUUCGUGGGAAUUUUCAGAUACAGCACCGUUCAAAGCCCCUUCUCCAGGGGACUGUCAACAAUGUCUUCUAUCUCAAUGCCAUUCUUGCUCACCGUCCCGCUAGAAAUCCGGCGACAAGUCUACAGGCAGAUGCUCUAUCUAUCCUUGCAUGAUCACCAGAAUCUCCUGCUUGUUUGCCACCAGAUCUAUGAAGAGGCCAAAGAAUCUUUUUUUGAGAGACCGCUGAUUGUCCAGUCUCAGGAAGAAUUGAUACGAUUUGUCCAGUCCCACACUGAUGUCUUUUUGAGCCAAAUGACCAAUCUAUACCUUCGCCUUCAGGAGGUCAACCGCGAAAUUAUGUACCCAUAUCUCGCAAGAGCGAUACAGGGCAUUUCCACACCAUCAGACGAGCAUCCUUACGUCGUUGAGACCAAUCGGAUCCUUGCCGCGCUUUUCAGAUUACCAAACGUCUGCCGGCUUCGGGUAGCCGGUCCGCAGGAUUCUACCAUGUCUCUUCCCUCUGGUUUGCUUACGACAAGUGUGCUAAGGUGAGCAGGGAAUCACUUCGUUAAGCUUGAACAACUCGCACUAGAUCUCAGAUCAUUUCAGCUCGACAGUCUAAGUGGUGGUGCGAAUUUGAGGAUCCUUGAGAUACAAGGGCUAUCAGAAUCAGGUACAGCGGAUCUUUUGAACUGGUGUGCUCAAUCGAGGUGUCUUGAGAGUGUGACUAUUCAUGGAUCCCAACAAGGUCUUCACCUGCGACCUCCCCAUGGCUCUCACAACAAGGUCAAGCGGCCAUCAAGUCAUCAAGCCCUGGCACUGUUUCCUCCAUUGAAGAGCUUGAGCGUGCGCGAAUGUCUAGGCCCGCAUAAUCCCGAGGCACUGUUGACAACAAAAAUUCUCAAGAGUCUGCAUAGCUAUCUCGGCGAAAGUCUAAAACUGUUACAGCUGUCAUACAACCACACUCCUCCACCCCCGAUGUUAAGUGCUAUCACAGCAUUUCUCGGGAGCACACGAAAUCUCCACACCCUGCGCCUCAUGUGGCCUGGCAUUCAAGUUGCAUUCCUCGACUGCAUCCCACACUCAGUCACACAUCUCGAACUCGGGGUUACGUCCACUGAUGACAGCUUGAACAUCGUCGACAAACUUAACGCGAUGCAAAGUAGCGUACCGCACACCAGACAGGUCACACUUGAACUCAUCCAUCAAAGGAGUAGUGUCGGUGGCGAGCAGAGCAAGGACAACGAUGAGGGAGAAGUCUCAAAGGUGAUGGUCAUUUCAAAUCGCCAAAGUUUGGAUCUGUGAAUCUGUUCCUCGGAACGCUUUGAUGGUCAUUGUGGUCUUGGAGGCAUCAAACUUGAGCAUGCUCAAAUAUGAUUGCCAUAGUCUUCUUAGAACAUGGUCGCUUCAGUCUUCAAAUUGUAGCCUGCGCUGUGUCUACUAUUACAGAGGUUGAUGUUGUGUAAUAUAGUACAAGAGGGUAUCCCUGUUGAUGUGACAUGUGGAGGAUUGAGCAGGGCGAAUUCGGCGUGCUCAUC
This is a messenger RNA of Exophiala mesophila, 2490 nucleotides long. RefSeq lists its product as uncharacterized. Bases 1034 to 1504 code for a protein of 156 amino acids. The record is from RefSeq and is a predicted model, not a curated record. NCBI's taxonomy places the organism in Eukaryota, Fungi, Ascomycota, Eurotiomycetes, Chaetothyriales, Herpotrichiellaceae. The transcript has a single exon.